AUGAUCGUGGCCCUCUUCACGAAGACCCGCCUUAAGCAUGGAAUCUUCAUUCUGGAGUUGCGGAGCUACGGAUGGAGAUUCAUUCGCUAUGCAGAUGCCACAAGCGUUGUGGCCAUGACCAACAUCUAUUCUCAGCUCAAGGACGAUCACUUAGAGGAGCAUCUCAAGAAAAGGACGGCGAAGCUCGGAUACAUCGGACACCCCGUGGACGGCGACGCAGCGACCAACACAGCGAUCGGCCCAUUUGUCGCAGACGAGUGA
Molecule: messenger RNA, 261 nt
Organism: Colletotrichum tamarilloi
Lineage: Eukaryota; Fungi; Ascomycota; Sordariomycetes; Glomerellales; Glomerellaceae
Exons: 2
Coding region: 1-261 (86 amino acids)
Source: RefSeq, a predicted model, not a curated record